AUGUCUUCUGCCGGCCACGCAUCCUCCAACGCCCUCAUCGAUAAGUUCGAUGGGGACAACUAUUCGACCUGGAGUCGAUACAUGCGUGGCGUGUUCCUGACAAAGUCAGUGUGGCAUGCUGUCAACCGGGAGAGCUCCCCGACGUUCGUGGACCCUCGAGCGCAGGACGACUACGUCAAGGCCAACAACAUCGCAUUUGGAACGAUGUUGCUGCACAUGGGUGCGAAUUACCACCAUGUGGUCGACAACUGCGAGGAAGCGUGGGUAGCGUGGCAGAGCCUGAAGGUGCUGUACGGUGGAUCCCAGAAAGCGGGAAGGAUCUACCUCAAGCGUCAACUCUUCAGCAUGAAGAUGGACGAAGGCGCCAACGUCAUGCAUCACUCCAACGAGGUCCUGAACAUCGCUGCCAAGCUUAGCAGCAUUGGUGCGAAGAUGGAAGACGAAGACGUUGCAAUUUGUCUGCUACUCAGUCUUCCGAAGAGCUACGAAAAUGUGGUGCUCAACAUGGAAAUGAGCAGCACCGAGCUUCGCACUCAAGAUAUGGUGAGAGUCCUGACGAAUGAGCAUGCCAAGCGUCAAGUAGAAAAAGGGACAACGACAGCGACUACGGUGGAGGCUGAAGAUGCAAGCAAGGCAUUCAGCGCCGAGCGUGAGCCCUACCAAUGCACGUAUUGUGGCAAGGUGGGACACACGGUGGAUCGUUGCUGGACAAAGCAGAAGAACGAAGGUCGGGGAGCCCGACGCGGCGGCAAUGGUCGUGGACGCGGGGCUAACAAUGUCCAGUGGGGACAUCAUGAUGAAGACAAUGGAUACGAUCGAGUGGCGUUUGCAGUCUCGUUCGAAUGUGGAGUUUCGACGAGCAAGGAUGUGUCUGGAAUGUGGGCCGUCGGCAGUGGCGCAACGCACCACAUUUGCCACGACAAGACCAAGUUCGCAAGUUUGGCAGAGCGCAAUGAGGGCGAACUCUUGGUGGCUGACGGCAACAAGGUGGCCAUCAAGGAUGUUGGAACCAUCUUUGAAAAGGUGGUUCUGCCCGACGGUUAA
Molecule: messenger RNA, 1044 nt
Organism: Peronospora matthiolae
Lineage: Eukaryota; Oomycota; Peronosporomycetes; Peronosporales; Peronosporaceae
Source: the annotation of a GenBank genome assembly